Colletes gigas is the source of this 998-nucleotide messenger RNA. RefSeq names its product putative peptidyl-tRNA hydrolase PTRHD1. The record is from RefSeq and is a predicted model, not a curated record. Gene Ontology annotation, molecular function: peptidyl-tRNA hydrolase activity. Bases 301 to 660 code for a protein of 119 amino acids. Lineage: Eukaryota; Metazoa; Arthropoda; Insecta; Hymenoptera; Colletidae. The transcript has 3 exons.
UGUAACUCAAAUCUAGUAACAUUGCUCUUGGAUUGAGUAGUGAGUACCUACAUCUAGAGGUAUCUAGUAUGAACAAGUGUGUUUAGAGAUCAUUGUGCCACGUUUUGAACGUAAUGUGACAGAGUGCUAUGUGUUUUCGAAAAACAAUUUGUCAUUUUUAUUGUUUUAUAGUGUUUGUAAAGUUGGUUUAGUUACGGAAAUGCCAGUUAACCUUUAAGUUCCUCGAGUUGAAGCAUCGACCAAUUUUAAAGGUUACAUUUAUUUUAUUUACAUUCUAAGGGAAUUAAAUAAAUCAUUGAAAUGAAUGACAUAAUUCAGUAUGUGGCUGUACGGGGUGACCUUUUAAAGACAAUGGGGUGGCCCAUAGGAGCAAUUAUAGCUCAAGCAUGUCAUGCCUGCACUGCUGUCACUCACCUUUUUUAUAGUGACAGUGACACUCAAGCCUAUCUCACUGACUUAGAUAAUAUGCAUAAAGUUGUCCUUGAAGUUCCAGAUGAGGCCAGUUUAAAUGCAUUAUGUGAAAAAUUAAAAACUGAAGACAUCCAUCAUAAGCUCUGGAUCGAACAACCUGAAAACAUUCCAACUUGUUUGGCAACAAAACCUUAUCCAAAAAGUAAAGUACAGUCGUAUUUCAAGAAAUACAAAUUGUUGAAAUUGUAACAAAUUCUUUUUCUAUGUUUUUAUAUUGUAUAACGAUUGUAAUAAAGUACAGAAUAGUAUUGUGUAUUUUGUGAAACACUUGUGCUCAAAUACCUGGAUAACAACAUCGUCGGAUACCUUGAAGAAAAAUGAAGAUCGGUAUUGAUAUCCUAAUAAUAAACUGAUUGAUUUUUACAACUGAAAUGUACAUAUAUGUUUAAAAGUUAACACUUUGACGGCCGCUGUCACGUACACGUGACUUUGCGAGCCAGCAGACGUCGGCCAUUGUCACGUGUGCGUGAUCUACUGUAUCAGUUACCAUUUCAUCGUACAUUCAAUUUGUUACGUUUGUUGAGGUU